Thlaspi arvense is the source of this 1131-nucleotide messenger RNA. Lineage: Eukaryota; Viridiplantae; Streptophyta; Magnoliopsida; Brassicales; Brassicaceae. The record is from the annotation of a GenBank genome assembly.
AUGGGAAACAGCGAGGAAACAAAGCCUACCAAAUCAGAUAUAUCUUCUUCACCUGCGGAUCAGACAAAUGUUCAUGUCUACCCUGACUGGGCAGCUAUGCAGGCUUAUUAUGGUCCAAGAGUUGCAAUGCAUCCGUAUUAUAAUUCAGCUAUGGCUGCUGCAUCUGGUCAUCCUCCUCCUCCUUACAUGUGGAAUCCUCAGCAUAUGAUGUCACCAUAUGGAACACCCUAUGCUGCGGUUUACCCUCACGGAGGAGGAGUUUACGCUCAUCCCGGAAUUCCCAUGCCUCAAGGUCAAAAGGGUACACCUUUAACAACUCCGGGGACGCAUUUGAGCAUCGAUACUCCUACUAAAUCUACAGGGAACACAGACAAUGGACUGAUGAAGAAGCUGAAAGAAUUUGAUGGCCUUGCUAUGUCUCUUGGAAAUGGGAAUCCUGAAAGUAAUGAACACAAACGCUCUCGCAACAGCUCUGAAACGGAUGGUUCUUCUGAUGGCAGUGAUGGGAAUACGACUGGGGCAGAUGAACCGAAACUUAAGAGAAGUCGUGAGGGAACUCCAACAAAAGAUGGGAAACAGUUAAUUCAAUCUUGCUCAUUUCGGUCUGUGUCUCCGUCAAGUGGUGAUAACGGCGUAAAAACUGUUCAAGGAGCUGAAGUUAUAGUCUCUCCUGGUGUAAGUGCAAAUUCAAAACCUUUCAUGUCACAAUCUUUAGCCAUGGUUCCUCCUGAAACUUGGCUUCAGAACGAGAGAGAACUGAAACGGGAGCGAAGAAAACAGUCUAAUCGAGAAUCUGCUAGGAGGUCAAGAUUAAGGAAACAGGCCGAGACUGAAGAACUUGCCCGGAAAGUCGAAGCCUUGACAGCCGAAAACAUGGCAUUACGAUCUGAACUAAACCAACUCAAUGAGAAAUCUGAUAAACUAAGAGGAGCAAAUGCAACCUUGCUGGACAAGCUGAAAAGUUCGGAACCUGAGAAGAGAGUCUCGGAGGAUUUGUUGUCUAGAGUUAAGAACUCAGGAACUGGAGACAAGAACAAGAACCAAGGUGACAGUGAUUCUAAUAACUCUACCAGCAGAUUGCAUCAACUCCUCGAUACGAAGCCUCGAGCUGAUGCUGUAGCUGCGGGCUAA